AUGCGCUCAGCACUGGCCGUAUCUGUUCUCGCCCUUGCGGCAUCUGUGACUGCCAAGCAGGAGCUCUGGCAGGAAAAGUAUGGCGGUACGCCCGACCUCCCGUUCUCUGGUGUUGCCGGGUUUGCGCGCCUGCCGCACGCGGUCUGCCUCGAGGAGCCUGGCAGGGGCUUUGAUAUCGCUGUUCUCGGCAUGCCGUUUGACCUGGACGGAGUGCACCCCGCUAAUGCCCAGACGGCCGUCUCCUACCGCCCCGGAGCGCGCUUCGGCCCGCACGCGAUCCGUACGGGCUCGCGCCGUGUUGGCCCCGCGAGGUCGUUCCUCUACCCAUGGGGCUUCAGCAUUGGCCAGGACUCGGAGCUGGACAUUGUGAGUUGUACAACCUGUCCCUCAGCUGACCUCCAGAUUGACUGCAACGACGUGCCCGUGUCGCCGUACGACAACGCACUCGCCAUUGACGAGAUGCAGGUGGCGUACCAGACGCUCAUCAACCGCCCGACCACGUCCAAGAAGACAAAGUACACCUCGGGGCUGGCCAAGGACGGCGAGGAGCACCCGCGUAUCCUCACGCUGGGCGGCGACCACACCAUCGUGCUCCCCAUCCUGGGCGCGCUGCAUAGUGUGUAUGGCCCCAUCUCGGUGCUGCACUUUGACGCGCACCUGGACACUUGGAACGGAAACGAGCUCGGCGGCGCCCACACCGAGCAGCACAAGGUGACCCACGGCACGUUCUUCUGGAAGGCCCACGAGCUGGGAUACAUCAACAACCGGACAUCGGCCCACGCCGGUAUCCGCACCCGCCUGUCUUCGUUCAGCGACCUCCUCCACGACGAGGCUGUGGGCUUCCAGGUCUUCUCGACCGACGACAUUGACGACAUGGGUCCCGAGGGCGUCGCCGCGGCCAUCAAGCGCCGUAUCGGCGACACGCCGUGCUACCUCAGCUUUGACAUUGACACCAUCGACCCGUCCAUGGCGCCUGCCAGUGAGUCACACCGCGACUUGUUUUUGCCUGGCACCCUCAAACUGACCCCCCCUUCCUCCUUUAUAGCCGGCACACCCGAGUCUGGGGGCUGGAGCACGCGCGAGGUCAAGCGCAUCAUCCGCGGCCUGGCGGGACUGAACAUUGUCGGCGCGGACAUUGUCGAGGUGUCGCCUGCAUACGACACCAACGCCGAGCUGACGGCCAUGGCGGCUGCCGACCUGGCGCUCGAGUUCCUCGCGCUCAUGAUCGCGCCGGAUGGGCCUGUACCGGCGUCCAAGAACGGCGAGCUGAACGCUGCCCUCCGUGCGCACACUGCCGCGGGGACCAAGGGACGUGUCAAGCUCGUGGACCAGACGGGUGCGCGGGACGAGCUGUAA
Molecule: messenger RNA, 1356 nt
Organism: Apiotrichum porosum
Lineage: Eukaryota; Fungi; Basidiomycota; Tremellomycetes; Trichosporonales; Trichosporonaceae
Exons: 5
Coding region: 1-1356 (451 amino acids)
Molecular function (GO): agmatinase activity; metal ion binding
Source: RefSeq, a predicted model, not a curated record